Messenger RNA from Macrosteles quadrilineatus (aster leafhopper), 3193 nucleotides. Its product is annotated as periodic tryptophan protein 2 homolog. The transcript is spliced from 19 exons. Gene Ontology annotation, molecular function: protein binding. Gene Ontology annotation, cellular component: small-subunit processome; Pwp2p-containing subcomplex of 90S preribosome. The record is from RefSeq and is a predicted model, not a curated record. Gene Ontology annotation, biological process: maturation of SSU-rRNA from tricistronic rRNA transcript (SSU-rRNA, 5.8S rRNA, LSU-rRNA); ribosomal small subunit assembly. NCBI's taxonomy places the organism in Eukaryota, Metazoa, Arthropoda, Insecta, Hemiptera, Cicadellidae. Bases 391 to 3150 code for a protein of 919 amino acids.
AUUGUUUCAUUUAAAAAGGUUUUUUAUCCCACAUUAAUUUAAUUUAUAUUUGGUCUAAAAUCUACGUCCAUUCGCCGUUCUAUAAAAAUUUCAUAGCAGAUUUUACAAAACUACAUGGUUAAAAGGCAACUCCUUAAACGGCAAAACAGACAAGAGUAGCUACUAGCUAGGUAGCUAAAAAAACUUUGAGGUUAUGGUCAUGUGUGAGUGUGAAAUCAGUGUAAUCAAGUGAUGUUAUGUUGUUUUGAAUCUUUAAAUUUUUAUUCUCAACUUAAAUAAAUAUAUCAUCCUGGAUGCUCAGAAUUACACGAUCUAAAUACUUUGCAAUGAUUCGUUUUAUUAUUAGUGUUUAGCUAUACAAUCAUAGCUUCUAGUGUUUAGCAAAUCAAAAUGAAGUUUUCUUACAAGUUCUCAAACUUAUUGGGGACAGUUUACAGAAAAGGAAAUCUCCUUUUUACACCAGACGGGAAUUCCGUUAUAAGUCCAGUGGGCAACAGGAUUUCCAUCCAUGACCUUAAAAACAACAAGUCGUCCACUCUUGCUGUCGAGAGCAAAUACGACUUUGCAGCGCUAGACAUCUCUCCGAAUGGCAGCACCCUGAUUGCCAUCAAUGAACAGGGAGACGCCCACCUGAUCAGUUUACUGAGUCGAGUUGUCGUUCACCAGUACAAGUUUAACCACUCGGUCACAUGCAUCAAGUUCAGUCCCGACGGAAGUCGAUUUGCCGUCUGCAAGCAGAACAAUGUUUUCAUUUUCAAGGCUCCGGGGCAGUUCGCUGGUCAGUUCAACCAGUUUGUGUUGGAACGAGUUUACCACAAUGCGUAUGACGAGACGACGUGUGUCGACUGGGCUUCUGACUCGAGAGUACUAGCUGUCGGCUGUAAGGACACUUCCACAAGAUUAUACUGCCUGGACAGGCUCGCCAACUUCCGCCCCAUUACACUCGGUUCCCAGAACGACGUUAUUGUAGCCGUAUUCUUCGAAGAGAACUCUCUUGAUGUGACUACAAUUGCAAGAAACGGGAGGUUAUGUGUUUGGGAGAGCAGCUUGGAACUGAGCGAGCUGGAACCUUACGAUGAGCCGGAGGAGAAGAAAAAGAAGGCAGGAGAAAACGAAGAAGCGGACGACGAUGUGGAUCUUAGCAAAGGAGAAGAGAGGACGGAGGCUUUGACUGUAGAGGAAAAAGAAGAGCAAGAAGAUGAAGCAAGCGUAAAGAAGAGCGAUGCGCCUAAACUGUCGUACAAGCUGUUGACGCGACACUACCUCCGAGACCAAGUGGCGGGCGAGAGGGUGACGGUGACAGCUGCGGCUUACCACCGAGUGACGCAUGUGCUAGUGACGGGCUUCAGCAACGGAACAUUCCUCAUACACGAACUGCCUGACGUCACGCUCAUACAUUCUCUCAGUAUCUCAGAGCACUCAAUCAGUUCGCUGGCGCUCAACAACAUUGGGGACUGGGUGGCCGUCGGGAGUCGAGCGCAAGGCCAGCUGUUGGUCUGGGAAUGGCAGAGCGAGACUUAUGUGAUGAAGCAGCAAGGUCACGCGCAGGCCAUGACGUGUCUCUCGUACUCACCCAACGCGCAGUAUAUUGUCACCGGCGGCGAGGACGGAAAGGUGAAGCUGUGGAACACCCAGUCCGGUUUCUGUUUCGUCACGUUCCACGAACACACGUCGAGUGUCACAGCCGUCAAGUUUGCCAACAACGGAAAGUUUCUUGUGUCCACCUCCCUGGACGGAACUGUCCGAGCGUUUGACAUGACCAGGUACCGCAACUAUCGCACUUUGACGUCUCCUCGUCCUGUUCAGUUCUGCAGUCUGGCCUUGGACCACGCCGGGGAGUUUGUCGCCGCAGGAGGCCAAGAUGUGUUCGACAUCUUCCUCUGGUCUAUGACACUCGGUCGUCUCCUAGAGGUACUAAGUGGUCAUCAAGGUCCCGUGGUAGGACUACAAUUCAACCCAUCCACUUCCAGCACGGCCCUCGCUUCAGUCAGUUGGGACAAAUCUCUAAGGCUGUGGAAUGCUGUAGAGUCCAACGGACAGUAUGAGAGUGUUCUGCUCAACUUUGACGCCACUUGUGUUGCGUACAGGCCAGACGGCAAGCAGGUCGCGGUGGCAACACUGGACGGCCGCAUCUCCAUGUUCGACGUACAAACGGCUCAGCAGGUUGGCAGCAUCGAGGGUCGUUACGACCUCGGUAGCGGACGGUCGGACACCGACCUCAUCACAGCCAAGAAGACUCUAGCUGGCAAAGCGUUCACCAGCAUGUGUUAUUCAGCUGACGGCCUGUAUAUCCUGGCUGGCGGCCAGAGUAAGAACGUCUGCAUAUACAACGUGGCGGAAGCCAUCUUAGUGAAGAAAAUUGAAAUCACACAGAAUCAUUCCUUCGACGCCAUAGAGGACAUCAUAGAUCGUCGCAAGAUGACGGAGUGGGGCAACGCAGCUCUGAUUGAGGAGGCGGAGGAGUUGGAAGGAGGGAACGUACAUUUGCGACUGCCAGGGGUGCGGAAGGGCGACAUGGCGGCACGAGGGAUGAAGCCUGAGGUUAGAGUGUACCACGUGCAGUUCUCCCCUACAGGUCAGGCGUGGGCCGCUGUCACCACAGAAGGUCUCCUCGUCUACUCUCUAGACUCUGGAGUCGUCUUUGACCCUUUCCACCUCGACCCUGACAUCACCCCAGCCUCCGUCCUGUCCCGCCUCGGCAAACAGGAGUACGGAGAUGCACUGAUGAUGGCAUUGAGACUGAACGAGCAAAAGUACAUUCAACGAGUGGUCGAGUCUAUACCUCCUUCAAGCAUUGAGUUGUGCGUGUCAUCACUACUGCCAGUCUACGCUGAGAGACUGUUGACCUACGUGGCUGCCACACUAGAGACGACAAGACACCUAGAGUUGUACGUAGAUUGGCUGCGUCAAUUAGUCACACGACAUCCUCGACAGCCUGUCCCCACUCUGUUGCUGGUGCAUAAGAACCUAGGAACUAAAUACAGCCAACUGGCUAGGCUAUGUGACUUCAACAGAUACACAUACCAAUUCUUGAAGAAAAUCGGUCCCUUGAGAACCAAACAAGCAAGAUAUAAGGACAAUGAGGAUAAGAUUGAAGAAGAUCUAUCGUCAGAUGAUGAAAAUGAAGAGUUCCUAAUGGAGACAGAUUAGAGGAUUUUUUUAAUUUUUGUAAAUAAACUUUUAUACAAAUGUU